Molecule: messenger RNA, 3036 nt
Organism: Scleropages formosus (Asian bonytongue)
Lineage: Eukaryota; Metazoa; Chordata; Actinopteri; Osteoglossiformes; Osteoglossidae
Gene: pi4k2a
Product: phosphatidylinositol 4-kinase type 2 alpha
Exons: 9
Coding region: 90-1523 (477 amino acids)
Biological process (GO): Golgi organization; endosome organization; phosphatidylinositol phosphate biosynthetic process
Cellular component (GO): lysosomal membrane; endosome; plasma membrane
Molecular function (GO): 1-phosphatidylinositol 4-kinase activity
Source: RefSeq, a predicted model, not a curated record
UUCACCACAGGGACCAAACCGUCAUUAGGGGAUCGUACUGCGCGUUGACCCCGCGCAGUCCGUUUGUCAGGGGUUCGGUUCGGUCCGGUAUGGACGAGACGAGCCCGCUGCUCUCCCCGCUACGCGACUCCCCCACCUACGGCUUCGGCCCCACGGACCACCCUGCUGCGAGUCCCCGGGGGGCGGGGGCAGAGGCAGAGGCAGAGGCAGAGGCAGAGGUAGAGGUAGAGGUAGAGGCGCCGGGGUCCACGACAGGUCCGGGACCGGACAGCCCCCCGCGAGAUGCCCCUCCGGCGCGCGACUCUCCUCCUCCUCCGCGAGAGCCCCCCUCGCGAGACACCCACCAUGGCAACGAGUUCCCCGAGGACCCCGAGUUCAGGGACAUCGUCCGCCGUGCGGAGCGCGCCAUCGAGGAGGGCAUCUUUCCCGAGAGGAUUUACCAGGGAUCCAGCGGCAGCUACUUCGUGAAAGACUCGCAGGGGAAGAUCAUCGGUGUUUUCAAGCCCAAAAAUGAGGAGCCCUAUGGCCAGCUGAACCCCAAGUGGACCAAGUGGCUUCAAAAUUUGUGCUGCCCUUGCUGCUUUGGUCGGGACUGCUUGGUGCUGAACCAAGGAUACCUUUCAGAGGCUGGAGCAAGCCUGGUGGACCAGUCAUUGGAGCUCAACAUCGUCCCUAAGACCAAGGUCGUCUAUCUGGCCAGCGAGACGUUCAACUACAGCGCCAUCGACCGUGUCAAGUCUAGGGGCAAGAAGCUGGCCCUGGAGAAAGUGCCAAAAGUUGGCCAGCGCUUUCACAGAAUAGGGCUGCCUCCUAAGGUGGGGGCCCUGCGUGCGUCCCCAUCCAGAAACCUUGUGGGUUCCUUUCAGCUAUUUGUAGAAGGGUACAAAGAUGCAGAUUUCUGGCUGCGUCGCUUUGAAGCUGAGCCUCUACCUGAGAACACCAACAGGCAACUGCAGUUUCAGUUCGAGAGGCUUGUGGUCCUGGAUUACAUCAUCAGAAACACAGAUCGAGGGAAUGACAACUGGCUUAUAAAAUACGACUGUCCUACAGACACAAGGGCAAACAGGGAUGUGGAUUGGGUGAUGGUGAAGGAGCCGGUCAUUAAGCUGGCAGCCAUAGACAAUGGUCUGGCCUUCCCCCUCAAACACCCAGAUUCCUGGAGGGCUUAUCCGUUUUACUGGGCAUGGCUCCCUCAGGCUAAGCUGCCAUUCUCCCAGGAAAUCAAGGAUUUGGUCUUGCCGAAGAUCUCCAACCCCAAGUUUGUCAAGGACCUUGAGGAGGAUCUCUAUGAGCUCUUCAAGAGGGACCCAGGGUUUGACAGAGGACAAUUCCACAAACAGGUGGCUGUACUGAGAGGACAGAUCCUGAACCUCAGCCAGGCCCUAAAGUACAGGAAGACACCCCUGGAGCUGGUCCAAAUGCCCCCUGUGCUGGUGGAGACAGCACGAGCUCCACAGCGCUCCAACAGCGAGUCGUACACACAGAGCUUCCAGAGCCGCCGACCCUUCUUCACCUGGUGGUAGAGCAUUUGCCGGGUGGGUUUACUACCCUUCAUUAUAUCGUCGAAGAUGAGCGACAAAGGCAAAGAAAGAAGGUGGGACUAGUGGGGGGAAAUUGCCAUUCCUUCCAUCUGCAUUUUUCCAAGAAUGCCUGCUGGCCAGUUUUAGUGCCUUCAGAUAGAUUAAGUGACAGAAAUGGCUUAAUGGUCAGGCCCCGCCUGCCCUCUUGCACUUACGCCCUGCCCCACACUACCCCGCACUACGCCACACUACCCCACACCUUCCAGUAUCUCAGCAAUACAGCUCCAUUUUACCCACUGAUGUUCAAAGUCUGCUGGCUGUGUGGGGUACCAGGGACAGUUUCUGGUGGAUCUCGCUCCACUGAGCCAGGUGUGAUGAAGAUUAUACUGCCAAGUGGAGACGUGGAAGACCAGGACUCUUGAUUUGAGGAACCGCCAAAAGGAACUGGACUGUCUCCCUUGGUGCGAUGGGCAUUGCAGUAAAGCAUGAUGCGCUAAGCAUGGCUUCUCUGCGGGGGCUUCCAGCUUUGAUAGUCCACCAACUCCGAAUGGACCUUCUCCUGCCUCACUGGUUCAUUAAACCACAGGUAAUCUCUGUUAUAUGUUCCGUCACUGGUUUGGGAAAUUAAGUUUUGGGUAGACAACACUGGUUUUGAUUUCAUUUUGAUGUAUGGUAAAUAUUGUUCAAGAUAAAAUGCAACUUAAAAAAAAAAAACAGCAACUGGAACUAAUGUAGAACUCUGCAGGUCCUUUGUUCCAAUUGGCUUUUAAAGCUGCAGGGGUCUGCUGGUUCUGUUAGCAGUAAAGGUGCCAAAUAUGAUUGUCAGUUAAUCAGCUGAUGAUGAGUGAAUGAAGUUUGUGUUUCUCACACAUGAGAAUCAGUGAGCAGGCCAUGAACGCACCCCCACAGAGACGGACCCACACGCUCUUCUGUACUAUCCCACAAAGCAUGUGUCAUAUUCAUAAUACAAAUAGGAAAAUUGUAUAAGACUCAUCUCCUUGACUUCCACACGCACAACAGUUCAGCAAGCAAUGUGUGGCUGGGAGCUGGGAUCACCCCCCACCCCCUUAGUAUUACCCAUUAAAUAGUUCUUUUUCUCUUCCCCCCCCUUCCCCUGGAGACCCUGGACUCUAGCUGCACUUGCUCCCGCGGUGCCACAGAAAUCAGUUUAAACUGUAAAGAGAAGUGCUGUUUUCUGCUAUUGCGGUGAAGCAAGGCCACCAUCUAGUUGUGCAUUUGCUUAAUGUUUGCACACUAUUUGCGUGAACUGCUCCGGGGUGGGGAGGUUAAAGGUCACACCUGCUACACUUGCAUUACUGAAAAGAACACUGGAAACGUCCACUCGUCAGGGACCUCGGGUGUCAGCCUCUUAUUUUGUCUCGGCGCCAUUCCCUUUAUUUUUUUUCCCCUCAGAGGUAGUGGGGGUGGAUAUGUAACUAAUCUACUGACAUUGACUAGAAAUGUGUUCUGACAAUGCUCUGUGAACACUGUAACAUAUUUAUAAAUGAGGAUUUAA